This is a messenger RNA of Saccharomycodes ludwigii, 504 nucleotides long. It is a transcript of the gene ALB1, whose product is annotated as Alb1p. NCBI's taxonomy places the organism in Eukaryota, Fungi, Ascomycota, Saccharomycetes, Saccharomycodales, Saccharomycodaceae. The transcript has a single exon. The record is from RefSeq and is a predicted model, not a curated record. The coding region runs from base 1 to 504 and encodes 167 amino acids.
AUGCCCUCCAAAAACUCAAUUAAUAGACCAAAAGACACCGUCAAUAAAGCUAGGAAAGCCCGUUCAUUAGGCCAAAAGAGACAACAACGUGAAAAAAAUGGACUAUUAAAACCAAGUAGGUCUAGUGAGAAUUCUAAGAGUGGUCAAAUUAAAUCUAUUCCAAUUGAUUUAUACAAGGGCGAUAACAAUAUUUUAGAAAGUAAUGCCAGAGGUAUAACCACUAAAACUCUAAGCAAAAAAAGAGCUAAAAAAAUUGAAAGAAAUUUAAAAUAUAUACAACAAAAUAAGUUGUUAAUUGAUGCUCAAGAAAAAGCUGAGGCCAAUGGUAUGGAACUUGAAAUUAAACCAUCUACAUUAACUAAAAAUGUCAAGACUAUUAAAGAAGAUAGCCAGUUAACCAAGAUUAAAAAUGAUAUGUGGAGCGUUAUAGAAGACGCCAAGAGUACUGGUUUGAUCCUAGAAGGCGGCAAUGGUACUACUCUAGGUGGUGCAUAUUUCCCAUAA